Zootermopsis nevadensis is the source of this 4757-nucleotide messenger RNA. It is a transcript of the gene Su(dx), whose product is annotated as WW domain containing E3 ubiquitin protein ligase suppressor of deltex. The record is from RefSeq and is a predicted model, not a curated record. Gene Ontology annotation, cellular component: cytoplasm. Gene Ontology annotation, molecular function: protein binding; ubiquitin protein ligase activity. NCBI's taxonomy places the organism in Eukaryota, Metazoa, Arthropoda, Insecta, Blattodea, Termopsidae. Gene Ontology annotation, biological process: protein ubiquitination; proteasome-mediated ubiquitin-dependent protein catabolic process.
CCACUGAUUCCUCGAUUACAGAUUUUUGGAAUCGGUUAUCUAUGGCAGUUAUAAAGUUGUGAGCAUAAGUUAAAAUGGAAUAAGCGAAGUGUGACGUAUUCCUCGCUUUAUUAUUUGUGAAGGAUCGUGUAUUUUAUUAGCAGAAACCUGAAGUAACUGUAUUGUUCCACUUCUAAUUCCUGGGUUCAUUGAUGAAGGUGGAAGUAACGUGAUGCUCCAUGAAUUCAUGUAAACGAAACAAGAACAGUAACAAAUUUAUGAACGUACAAUAGGUUUGCUCUGUGUGACGUCAUGUAUUGCAAUGGUGAUUAGCUAGUGGGAUCUUGAAUGUAUUAACCACAUUCGAUAUCAAGAGGACAUUUGCUAUUCGAAGAAGAGAUUUGAUAAAAAUUUAAACUUCAUAAAAUAAGUGCAGUAUGUGAUGACUGUACUAGCACCAAGAACGGAAUCUUAUGGUGGGAUUGCAAUGAUGGCCAGUGAACAUCAAAGUUUGUUGUAUGAUAUGUUGCUUGACAGUUAUUGAGUAUAUGACAAUUUCGUUAUCAUGUCAGAAUCAUCAUCCCCUGGUUUUUACCAGCUUAGUGUUACAGUUGAAUGUGCUCAUCUUCGAGGUGGUAGUAGUUUUCUAAAACCCAACCCCUAUGUGGAGCUUUCAAUUGAUGACAAAACACCCAGAAAAACUGAGGUAGUGAAGUGCACUUACCAGCCUAAAUGGAAUGAAGAAUUCACUGUCUUGGUUACACCUCAUUCACAGCUUCACUUUCGACUUCUGGAUCACAGUACAUUCCGUAAGGAUGCUUUGGUUGGAGAGAAGCGACUUAGUCUGUUUGAAGUUCUCACACAUUAUAAUGGCAAAUGUGAGAACUUAGAACUUACUUUGGAUCUCAUGAGUGAAUCAAAGCAUGACACACAGCCAGUAAAAGUGGGGGAACUUGUCACCCUAUUGAAUGGACUGAAGAUUGAAAUGAGUUCAUGCCAGCAAGCACAAGGGACAGCUGAUGGGCAGCUGAGGAUGAGUACUGCUACUCCUACACCACUAGGACAAGCCAACAGUGACACUAUGUCAAACCGCAGUAUCUUGAAUGGUGGGGUUCGUGCCAGAGUGCGGCUACAUGGGAGUGAGAACACAGCCCCAUCAGUAACAACGCCCUCCUCUCAUCGGAACAAUGUACACUUACCACUCCCAGCCUCUACAGGUAGCUGCUUCUUGCAAGGCUCUUCUCUUUCCCCUCUGAACCUGCCGUACCCCAUCCAACCUGAAAGGACUACUGACACCUGUUCGAUAGCAUCUCACUUGGCUGCUAGUAGUUCUCCAGUGACUAGCAAUGGAACAAAUAGUGUCCCUAACUCUGGAACGGGAACCGGUGGAAUUGCCCCUGUGGUCAAUGGCUCAUCAACAGUGCAGGCUCCUGUGUCUGGAGCCCAAGAUGCAGUUACACAGAGAGGACAGUCCACUAGUGGUGAAGAGCCUCUCCCAGCAGGGUGGGAGAUGCGAUAUGACAUAUAUGGACGCAGGUAUUAUGUAGAUCAUAAUACAAGAAGCACAUCGUGGGAAAGGCCACAACCAUUGCCAUCAGGCUGGGAGAUCAGACGAGAUCCUAGGGGACGGAUCUACUAUGUAGAUCAUAACACACGCACCACAACAUGGCAGAGACCCAACUCAGAGAGAUUACAACACUAUCAGCAUUGGCAGGGUGAACGUGCCCAUGUUGUGCAGCAAGGAAACCAGCGGUUCCUUUAUCCACAGCACUCUGCUUCAACAGUGCCUGUACCAGAGCAAGAGGAGGACUCAUCGGGUGCUCUGCCAGCAGGAUGGGAGAAACGUGUUCAACCUGAUGGUCGGGUGUACUUUGUGAAUCACAAAAACAGAACUACCCAGUGGGAAGAUCCAAGAACCCAAGGUCAAGAAUUGGGUGCCGAUGAACCUGCCCUGCCUCCAGGUUGGGAAAUCCGUCUUACUGAGGACGGAGUAAGGUACUUUGUAGACCACAACACUCGUACCACCACAUUUCAGGACCCACGUCCAGGAGCUCCUAAAGGACCAAAAGGUGUGUAUGGUGUACCUAGGGCAUAUGAACGCUCUUUCCGGUGGAAGCUCAGUCAGUUCCGGUACCUGUGCCAAAGCAAUGCACUGCCAAGCCACAUCAAGAUCACAGUGACACGACAAACACUCUUUGAGGAUUCCUACCACCAAAUCAUGAGACUCCCAGCUUAUGAGCUACGUAGACGACUGUAUAUUAUAUUCAGAGGAGAAGAAGGGUUGGAUUACGGUGGAGUGUCCAGGGAGUGGUUCUUUCUCCUGUCCCAUGAAGUGCUCAAUCCAAUGUACUGCCUUUUUGAAUAUGCUAAUAAGAACAAUUACAGCCUACAAAUCAAUCCAGCCUCAUAUGUCAAUCCUGAUCAUUUGUUGUAUUUCAAGUUCAUCGGCAGGUUUAUUGCAAUGGCUCUUUAUCAUGGCCGCUUCAUUUACUCUGGAUUCACUAUGCCCUUCUACAAGAGGAUGCUGAACAAGAAACUAACAAUGAAGGACAUAGAGUCUAUUGAUCCUGAAUUUUAUAACUCCUUAGUCUGGAUCAAAGACAAUAACAUUGAUGAAUGUGGCCUUGAACUGUACUUCAGUGUAGAUUUUGAAAUUCUUGGGCAAGUUAUCCACCAUGAAUUAAAGGAAAGUGGUGACAAGAUCCGUGUGGUUGAAGAGAACAAGGAAGAAUACAUGAGACUGAUGACAGAGUGGCGGAUGACGCGCGGUAUUGAGGAUCAGACCAAAGCAUUUCUUGAUGGCUUUAAUGAAGUUGUUCCUUUGGAGUGGCUUAAGUACUUUGAUGAGCGUGAGCUGGAGCUGAUGCUGUGUGGAAUGCAAGAGAUUGAUGUUGAUGACUGGCAGCGUAACUCCAUCUACCGUCAUUACACCCGCAACAGCAAGCAAGUAGCAUGGUUUUGGCAGUUUGUCCGGUCAAUGGACAGUGAGAAGCGAGCUCGUCUGUUGCAGUUUGUUACGGGUACCUGCAGGGUUCCAGUUGGAGGAUUUGCAGAACUCAUGGGGAGCAAUGGUCCACAGAGAUUCUGCAUUGAAAAAGUUGGUAAAGACACCUGGCUGCCAAGGUCACACACAUGUUUCAAUAGGCUGGAUCUCCCUCCAUACAAGAGUUAUGACCAGAUGGUGGAGAAACUGAACUAUGCCAUUGAGGAGACUGAAGGUUUUGGUCAGGAAUGAGUUGUAGUGACAAGACCUGGUUAGGAGAUUGGACAAGUCAGAGGUAAACCAGCAAGAUUUGAAACAUGUUAAGAGUAUAAAAGGGUUGUAGUACACAAUCUUAAACGGGUGAAAGUAUUAGUCCCACAGUGUGCUGCAAAUACCUGGGUCAAAUACAUAAAAACUCAUUUCACACAUUCUGGCUGAGGAACACUGUACCUGUCACUUAUGUAUAUAAUAUUAUUAAUAUAAUGAACUGGUUCUUAAUUGUUAUAAAGUUCACCCAGUAAUUAAUUGUAUAUAGAAACUUGUAGCAUUGCUUUCUUUUCUUUUUUGUCAUGAAGAUGGUGACACCAUUUUGUUGAAGUAUUGUUUCUUAAAUGUGUGUGCAUGAAAUUGUGGGGCCUAUUUUGAAUUUUUAACGUCAAUAUGAUAGAUGCAUAUUUCUUUACAUUGCAGUACAAUUUCACUAGGUCAUUGUUAAAUAUAUACAGUGUCUGAAUUGUGGCUCACAUAAGGAGAACCACCUCCCUGCCAGGGAUUAGUAUAUUCAAGACUAGCGUUCCUACGGUAUUUUUCUUUUUCUUACUUUGUUUCACAGGGACAAUAUAAAUAUACCAAUAUUAUGCUUGGAAUUUUAAAAAAGCAAUUAUGCAGCAUUACAUUUAUUUUAGGCACAUAUUUUAUAUAUUGUAAUAUAUAUAGUGCCCAAAAGAGAUUCACAGUUAGCUUCAGAGUUUUAUAAUAAUCAUAUUUGUGAAAGUACUUCUAUACAAAUAUCAUGUACAUUGUAAUGCAUUAUGUAUUAUAAUGUAAAUACCUAUUAUAUUACUAUCCAAAGAUAAUGUAGAUAUUGAGUAAAUAUUUCAAGAGGUAAUUUAAUUUCUCUGUAGCUCCACUGGUCUGAAUAAAUUUUGGAAUGGAGGGGCUGGUUUUUAACAGAGUCAUGUUACCAUAAUCUGCAGGUAUUUUGUGUGCUAUUUGGACUAGUGAUUUCAUUUUUUAGAAAGGGUGGUCUGGAAAUGCAACAAUUAUAACUGCAUCAUAGAGAGGGUUGCUAUAUUUUUAGAAAGACUCAAAUUAAAGUGGCAAUUAUAUUUUUAUGAGGGGAAAGGGGGUAAUAUAUGGCACACAAUUGAUUUUCACCUCAGAUCAUAGACUUACAUCAUUAGAGUAUACAUACAUAAAGGCACUGUUUAUAGCAAACAAAAUUAAAAUAAUGGAACUCUGUAAAAAAAAAAAAAUCAGUCAGUCCUACAGGAGGAAGAGGUUUCUGUUGGCUUUUGGACAAAUUGUAGUUGUGCUGUGGGCUGGGUUCAUUGCUGAAAGUAGAUUCCAAAAUUGAGUUUCUUCCAAAAGCAAGCACACCAAGCUAAGGCACUGUGAGUGCAUGUAGGUAAUGAAGUAUGUGUAUAUACAGAUGUAUUUACAGUUGCAGAAAUAAAUUUGUAGUUUAUCAGGGAAGAAGUUGACAAUUACCAGAUUUGAAAAUAUUUACUUGUAACUUUUGAGAGAAGGCUGGUCAAUCUGACUCUGUCACUGGUAAUAAAAUGCUAAGAUUCAA